This is a messenger RNA of Carassius carassius (crucian carp), 1700 nucleotides long. Its product is annotated as protein FAM163B-like. Lineage: Eukaryota; Metazoa; Chordata; Actinopteri; Cypriniformes; Cyprinidae. The transcript has 3 exons. The record is from RefSeq and is a predicted model, not a curated record. The coding region runs from base 760 to 1305 and encodes 181 amino acids.
GUUGAACUCGCAUCACAGUUCCUGAUAGCCGCAUAUCUUCAGUCAGUGCAGCGACCGGAACUGUAAAACCGUCUCAUCCCACUCCGCGCGCGCGGGCAGAUUUACAGUAUCCUUCAGCUGCACGAGACAAACAGCAGCAAUUAUCUGGCGGGAAAGAACGCGACGUCAAACACACGGCAAAUCAGCAUCGGUGAACAAACAAGCUGAGAUUUCAUCGUCCUUACAAAGAGAGAAGACAGCAUCUGAAGCUCGAGGCGCAGUGUGAUAUGGAGCUGCGAAGGUUUCGUGUUCCGGUUGAGGACGUUUGAAGCAACGGCUUUUUAUACGCCACCUCAUUUCAUGGACCACUCUUCGAUGUAAAACUAGUUUACGCUAAUUUCGGCGAAUUUGAUUAGGUGUACCUAUCGAAAAGGACUUUUGUUUACCUCGACAAGUUUUUUCUCUUCUAAAUUACUACGAUUGUGCUCUCUUUUUUCCUCUCAUUUAAGGAACCGUCGAUGAAAAGUCGCUCGGGAUGUUGACAACUCCACAUAAACGGAUAUGAAAUAAGGAACACUUCGAUUCGCUUCAUCUUAAGACUGUUAAUACGCCGCGUUUCUUGUCUCCCAAACCCGUUCGCUUCACGUUUAAGCGGUUUUAGGACGCCAGAAGUCGAGGGGGAAAAACCGCCGAAAGUCGCUCACGCGGAUUCCGUAACAGUUCUGCAGAUGUGCUCUGGUUCAAUUCUAACCUUCGUGGUGUUGAUGGAGAGCCUUUCGAAUGACAGCCGGGACAGUGGUAAUCACAGGAGGAAUUCUAGCUACAAUAAUCUUACUGUGCAUUAUCGCUGUACUGUGUUACUGUAGGCUGCAGUACUAUUGCUGUAAGAAGGAGGAGUCGGAGUCAGAGGAGGAGGAGCCUGACUUCGCCGUCACGUCUCGUAUGCCGCCGGUGCAUUCAAACCACAACAUCCUGGCGGCCACUGUCCCAACGGCAGCCACUCCCAAUGGGCCUGCUCUCUUCACGCCCCCGCCGACACGAAAACUGACACGUUCACAGACGUACUGUCCAUCCUGUACGCAUUACGACCUGCCAUUUUACCUGCAGCAACCAGACGGCCUAAGAAAUGGCGGUGAACGCAUUAGCUACCGCAGCAUGCAUCAUCAGGAUUUGGGGCUGCCCACCCCGCUCCCUGCCCCGUUGCCCAGCCCGCUGCCCACCCAGCUGCCGAUGCCGCUACCCAACUACCACAAACUAAACCUCAGCCGCUCUGUCACCAUGAGGGAGAUGUUCACGCGAAGCUGCAGCAUUAGCACUGACGUGUAGCCAGCCAAAAUGAUAUAAUGCUAAAUGCUAAUUGCUAACUGCAACAACACAGGCAACAGACUCAAUUCUCAUGGAAAGACAUAAUUUGUCAUUUCAUACUGUAGUGUUUGCCUGCGUAAAAACAAUGUCAACUAUGUCCUCUGGAAACUCCCAGAGUGCCAAGCUUAGGACCACGACCCAGUGUGUUUGUUUGUAACUGGAAACUUUAAAGGCAAAAAUGGGCUGAGAGCAAAUUUGGACACCAUCUCCCUCCCUAUGCGCAUCUGCUUCACUCCUGAAUCCCUUGUUUUGUGUUUUUGGUAAUUGGAAAGAAGAUUCAGAAAAUAAGGUUAAAGUUUUCAUGCUUUCCUUACAUUUUUCUCAAAAGACAUCAAUACAUGGAAACGCUGACGUCU